Drosophila elegans is the source of this 736-nucleotide messenger RNA. It is a transcript of the gene ix, whose product is annotated as mediator of RNA polymerase II transcription subunit 29. Gene Ontology annotation, biological process: regulation of transcription by RNA polymerase II. Lineage: Eukaryota; Metazoa; Arthropoda; Insecta; Diptera; Drosophilidae. Bases 80 to 652 code for a protein of 190 amino acids. The record is from RefSeq and is a predicted model, not a curated record. Gene Ontology annotation, cellular component: mediator complex. Gene Ontology annotation, molecular function: transcription coregulator activity; transcription factor binding. The transcript has a single exon.
GCCGCGUUUCACCAUUGAAAAAGAAACAAACUGCGGUAGUUUAAUUUCUCCGUGAAAAUUCAACGUUUUCAAGUGCAAAAUGAACCCAAACAUGAACAUGAUGCCCAUGUCGGGUCCGCAAAUGAUGCAGGUGAUGCAGUCGUCACCGUCAGGCCCACCAGGACCUGUGCCCGUGCAACACCAGCAGCAACAGCAGCCGCAACCGCUGCAGCAGCAGCAGCAGGCGGAAAAACUAGACAACAUAUCCAGGGUAAAGAGUUUGCUGGGACCCCUGAGGGAAUCGAUGUUCCUGACUAUCAGAUCAAGUGCCUUCACACUGCAGCAAAACAAUCUGGCGGAUAACUUGAAAAGGGACACGGGGGCUCAUCAUGUUCCUCGAUUUGACAAGCACUUGGAAGAUUUCUACGCCUGCUGCGACCAAAUCGAGAUCCAUUUGAAGACGGCCAUGCAGUGCCUGCAGCAGCAAAAUUCCUCGAAUCACUAUCUCCCCGGUCCGGUGACCCCAAUGCGCAUGGAAACCUUCAUGCCGGACAACGCUGGACCCAUUCCGUAUCCCACCUACUUGAACACCGUUCGAGUUCACGUCCAAUCGGCGAAGGAUAUCCACGAUACUCUUAUUAGCGCCGCGCAAAACAUUUCUCAGGCUGAUUGAUAGUUGUAGUCGAUUAGGUUUUAUUAUUUACAAAGUCUAGGUUUAAGGUUAAAGUGUAUUAAUAAAGUAGUACUGAUUUUUAAA